Molecule: messenger RNA, 2838 nt
Organism: Hydra vulgaris (swiftwater hydra)
Lineage: Eukaryota; Metazoa; Cnidaria; Hydrozoa; Anthoathecata; Hydridae
Molecular function (GO): zinc ion binding
Source: RefSeq, a predicted model, not a curated record
AUGAAGCACCUUCUUCGUUUGACAGUAAAAGAUACUUUUGGAAAUGAAAAUCUUCCUCCUUCGAAUAGCAGAAGAUUCUAUCCCAACACUGCAACCAUAAGAUCACAUAUAGUAAAAAUUAAAAAAAAGUUACGGCAUUCCAUGAUUGACCAAGAAUGUCUUUUGAUAAAAUGUGAAGAAUGGAAAAAAUGUGGUCCGUCUGUCAAAGUGUUUCUUAGACCAAACUGUAGUGGCGAAGAUGGUGGUGAUAAAUGUUCAUUUUUAUUUGUUUAUCAGUCACAGUGGCAACAACACCUUCUCAUGCGCUAUGGAACUGAGAUACUGCUACUUGAUGCCACAUACAGGACUACCAGAUAUUCUCUUCCUCUCUUCUUUUUAACUGUAAAAACUAAUUUUGACUACCAAAUAGUAGCCAGUUUUGUUAUUGAAUGUGAAACAAAACAAGCCAUCACAGAAGCGCUUCACAUAAUAAAAGAUUGGAACCCAUCCUUUCAACCUUCCUUUUGCAUGACUGAUUAUUGUACUGAAGAAAUGGAUUCAUUAGAAGCUGUUUUUCCAGGUUGCCGUGUUCUUAUAUGUGAUUUCCAUAGAGAGCAGGCAUGGCAUCGCUGGAUUGUCAAAAAAACAAACAACUGCUCAGAAUUUAAAGACUCAAUAAUUUCAAUGCUACGAAAUAUUGCAUGGGCACAAAAUGAAAAGAUGGCAGAUGAAGCAAUAGUUAAGCUAAAAUGUUCUAAUUUUUGGUUGGACAACAAAUUUCAUAAAUUUAAGAAAUAUAUUACUAAUUAUUGGUUACAAAUUAAAGAAAAAUGGAUAUGGGGGUAUCGUCAGGAUAGAUUUUUAGUAAACCUUAAUACCAACAAUGGAAUUGAAAGGCAACACGAAUCUUUUAAAUAUUCGUAUCUUCAAAGACAUAAAAAUUCAUCAAUUACUGGAAUGCUUACUCUUUUAAUAGAAGAGUUUUUUGCAGAUAAAUUUGAGAAAUAUUCAGAAUCUAAUUACAAAAUGGAUUGUCGAUUUAAACAAUACAAUUCUAAUGUACCUGAAUACUUGAUAAAUAGGCUACACCAUUUUAUUAAACAUUGUUUAGCGAAGCAAAAUUUGGCUAACAACACUGAUCUAAAUAAAGUGCAAAUGAAAGAUCCUGGAGUAUUUGUAGUCAAUAGCUUUUCUAUUGCAAACAAAAAUUACCUUGUUAACUUUGGCGAUGAGAAGAACAUGCCAAAAUGUUCAUGUAAUGAUUGGUUUAAAUCUUCCUAUCUAUGCAAACACUUUUUUAUAAUUUUUAGAAAGUACCCACUAACAUGGGGAUGGGAGUCUAUAUCGUCUUUAUAUAGAAGUUCUCCAUUUUUAAAUAUUGACACAUUCACUAAUGAUUUUGUAUUAAGUAAAUCAAAUAUAAUCAAGUGUAACCAUGUGAAUCAUAAUAGUUUCAACUUAAUUAAUGACACUAUUUGCAGUACAACAACGAUAAAUCCAUACAAAGAUAGUACAAGAAAAAGAAGUUCUACAGCCUCUGAAGUCCGUGAAAUGCUAGCAACCAUAAAAAAUUUAACAUUUGAUUUUGAUGAAUCAUCAGAAGAACUAUCUGAUCUACAUGAAACACUUUCAAAUGUACUUAAAAAGCUUUAUCAAGCAAGAAAAAAAGAGAAAGGUCUACCAUUAAGCUCAGGUUAUGGUAUGCAUGAUUAUGUACACAAAAAACAAAAAAAUAUAGUUGAUUUACCUGUUGUUAAAAAAAAAUUGUAUUCCAAUCGUGUGGGUGAAAAAAAAGAAAAGUUGAUGGUAGCCUCUAUAAUAAAAAUUGAAAGUAAUUUUUAUGAAGCACCAGUGCAGGAAUCAAUUAUUACUGAGGAUCAAAUAACUGGUGAAGAAACUUUUCAAACAAAUUCUUUUACAAAUAAUUAUUUAGGAAAAUCAGUUUUAUUUGAAAGAAAUUAUUCUUUACUUUCACAAGAAGAUUUUGAAGACAUUUCGAAAAAUCGAAUGUUAUCUGAUACAGUUAUUAAAUGUUUUCAAGAUAUGUUAAAGAAAGCUAACCCUUAUGCAAAUGGACUUCAAGAUCCCAUAUUGGGACAGUUAUUAAAGUUUGAUGUUAUUGGUUCUUUACCAUUUGUACAAAUUAUAUAUAAUGGGGAUUACCAUUGGCUUGCCAUCAGUACAUAUGGUUGUUCAUAUGGUGAAAUAAAUGUGCUUGAUAGUAACUUUCAUGGGUGUUUAAGCCUUGAAACACAAAAACAAAUAUGUGCCCUUUUAAAGUACAAAAAAGAUGAGAUUACAGUAAAAGUGCUUUCAGUACAGCAACAAGAUGGUGGUAUUGAUUGUGGUUUGUUUUCAAUAGCCUUUAUUGAAUUUAUUUUAUCACAAAACAGGUAUCCUAUAGAAGAUAUUUGGUUUGAUCAAACAAAGUUAAGAAAUCAUGCCCUUUCCUGUUUAAUAAAUAAUUUAAUAACUCCUUUUCCACUUACAAAUAGUGCGAGCCGUAGAUGCUCUCCAAAGGAAUUUAAAUUAAAACUGUACUGUUCUUGCAGGAUGAUUUGGAUUCCAUCAGAUAGAACAAUAUGUGGAAGGCAAAUGGCUCAAUGUUAUACUUGUAACCAUUGGUUUCAUAAGGAAUGCGAAAAAAUCAACAAUAUUUCUUUUGAAAACAAAGAUAAAUUUUGGAAAUGUCAAGAUUGCUACAACUUGACUUCAACCAUACACUAAUCCUAAUUCUUCAUUGAAAUCUAAAAAAACAGCAAAAUCACGAAAAUCUGUCAGAGUAAACGAAAUAAAAAAGUAUAUCAGACAAUGCAAUAGAAUAAGCAAUUAAAAAAAACUGCCAAAAAAAAACGGUUA